Messenger RNA from Rhinocladiella mackenziei CBS 650.93, 1713 nucleotides. RefSeq lists its product as uncharacterized. The transcript has 2 exons. The record is from RefSeq and is a predicted model, not a curated record. The coding region runs from base 1 to 1713 and encodes 570 amino acids. Gene Ontology annotation, molecular function: catalytic activity. Lineage: Eukaryota; Fungi; Ascomycota; Eurotiomycetes; Chaetothyriales; Herpotrichiellaceae.
AUGUCUAUCGUGGCGCUUGCCGAAGGGCAACAGUCGAGCGUUACUCUCGAUGUACUCCACGAUGUCGCCGCAAGAAACAAUAUCAGAAUUUUGUCCCAGGCAGACGAAGAAGCCUACCUCCUUGUCCUGCAAUCUGCGGAUGUUACAGCCGCAACUGUCGAUAACCUUCCCGACUAUAUCGAUCCACGGCUAGAGCCGAUUGCUACGAUCGGAGGACGAGAAUAUUGGAGAUCCAAGAGUAAUAGCCAUAAUGCAUGGAGUCAUCAAGCACAUCUUGUGGCUGAAAAGCCACUGUCGGACGUCCUUAAGGGCCGCAAGAUCAUCAUGAAAGAUAACAUGUCGGUGGCGGGAUUGCCACACACCUGUGGGACAUUUCCUCAACUUGUAUCCCGGGAUGGAAAGUAUCCCCUAGCGACUAUUGAUGCGACCAUUACUAGACGCCUGCUGGAGGCUGGAGUCACAGUUGUGGGCACUUCGACUUGUGAAAAUUAUUCUCUGACUCCAAUGUCCUACACUUCGGCCAAUGGACCAGUCCACAACCCAUGGCUUCGUGGCCACAAUGCUGGUGGAAGUACAAGCGGAGGUGCGUGUCUGCUUGCACUGGGUAAUGCUCGAGCAGCUGGAGUGCCUAAUCUGGAUGAAGCUGGUGAAGAUGUUGGCCUAGCCAUGGGCGGGGACCAAGCGGGAAGUAUUCGACUUCCUUCGUCAUAUUGCGGCGUGUAUGGCCUGAAGCCGACAUAUGGACUCGUCCCAUAUACAGGAAUAGCUGGACUUCAUCCAAUGAUCGACUAUACGGGACCCAUGGCGAGAAAAUUGGAGGACAUUGCAACAUUGUUGAUGGUAGUCGCUGGCUAUGAUGGUCUCGAUCCAAGAAUGACUCCAGAGUCGCCGCUCCGGCAGAAUGUUGUAGAUUACGCGAGCGAGCUGUCUUCAGCAAAGGAACCUGGUAAUGGUCUGAAAGUCGGCAUCAUCAAGGAGUCUCUUGAGUCGUUAGGGACCCAGGUCGAAGUUGCCGAUGUUGUCAAAUCAGCCGCCGUGAAGCAUUUCGGAGCGAGCGGUGCAGCAGUUUCUGAAAUUUCACUUCCGAUGCAUCUUCUUGGACCAGCAAUCUGGACCGCAGCAACAAGAACUCAUCUUGCAGGGUUGGCCAUUGGCGGACGAAUUCCUGAUGUACUCAGCCACAACAUUCCCCACCUUUUUCUACGAUGGCCGCCAGAUCAAGAAAUGUACGAUCUGCUAACGGCGUCCAAUCCUGCGGUGAUCAACAUCAUUUUCUGCGAGACUUUCUUGAAAGACAAGUUUGGUCCGGAAGUUCAAGCCAAGGCUCAUCGACAUGUACUAGAAUUGAGGGCGGCAUAUGACAAGGCUUUGGAGGAGUUCGAUGUUCUCAUCACGCCAACAACGCCGACUGUUGCUCUUCCUCAUCCCGAUUUGCGACCUGAGGCCGAAGGUGGAAGCACCGUCAUGGACAAGGUCAAGCUGGCAGUUGGAGCCACAAACAAUACAGCCCCAUUCAAUGCGACCGGUCAUCCUGCUCUAAACGUGCCAUGCGGAUGGGCACCUUCACGAACCGGGAAGGGUAUGCUUCCUGUAGGAAUGCAAGUCAUAGGCAAGAGAUGGGAUGAUAUUGGAGUGUUGAAAGCAGCGAAAGCAUUCGAACUAGGAGGAGGAGGUCUAGGUCCAUGGCCAGGCCAGACAAAAUCAGAACCUUGA